AUGACAAGACAGAUUGUGUCUUUUGUGGCGGCCGGUCAUGCCAGUGGUUCAGGUCGUCUUGCCCUUACUUGUACGUGUGACUGUCCCCUCAAUGACAAGACAGGGGACACAGUGCUCGGAAGUGGACAAACAGCAAACCAGUGGAGUGGCAUACGGAACUACAAGGGACGGAAGAGCCCAGAGUACGCUCCAGAAGAGGGGAACAAGUACGACGGGAUCUACAAGGUCGUCAAGUACUGGCCAGAGAAGAACAAGAACGGAUUCAUUGGUUGGAAGUACCUGUUCAGGAGAGAUGAGUCUCAUGCUUCUUGGAUUCGUGAGGGCAAGAAGGCCAUUAAGAAGCUAGGCCUCACUAUGGAGUAUCCUGAUGGCUACCUCGAGGCUCAGGCUGCCAAAAAACAGAGCAAAGAAGCGGAGGCUGAUGGUGGGGUGGGGUCAGAUGAGGAGGCAGCUAGCUAGACAAGGGGAAGAGCUAGGGGACGAAAGAGAAAGGCCC
Messenger RNA from Halichondria panicea, 496 nucleotides. Its product is annotated as E3 ubiquitin-protein ligase UHRF1-like. Lineage: Eukaryota; Metazoa; Porifera; Demospongiae; Suberitida; Halichondriidae. Gene Ontology annotation, biological process: negative regulation of gene expression via chromosomal CpG island methylation; protein ubiquitination. The record is from RefSeq and is a predicted model, not a curated record. The transcript is spliced from 3 exons. Gene Ontology annotation, molecular function: ubiquitin protein ligase activity. The coding region runs from base 1 to 459 and encodes 152 amino acids.